Hyaena hyaena (striped hyena) is the source of this 3708-nucleotide messenger RNA. RefSeq names its product PHD finger protein 13 (gene PHF13). The coding region runs from base 332 to 1234 and encodes 300 amino acids. The record is from RefSeq and is a predicted model, not a curated record. Gene Ontology annotation, molecular function: chromatin binding. Lineage: Eukaryota; Metazoa; Chordata; Mammalia; Carnivora; Hyaenidae. The transcript is spliced from 4 exons. Gene Ontology annotation, biological process: mitotic chromosome condensation.
CACGAGCCGAACUGGGCGUCAGGUCGGGGAGCGGGUCGGGUUCCCGCUCGCCGCCGCCACCGCCCCCCGCAGCGACUCUCCCGCCUCUCCCGCCGCGCCGGCCGCAGGAGCUGCAUCGCCAACUCUGCUCGGCCGUAGAGCCGCCGGCCCGGGAGCACAGAGCCCGGGACGCAACACGCCGAGCCCUUCAUCACCUCCAGCCGGGGCGACCCCUCCCGGGUCCGCCCUCGUUCUGCGCGGCCGCCGGAGCCCCCAGCCCUGAGCGGCUCCGCGGCCCGGCGCCCGCAUCCCGGCCCCUGCACUCCCGUAGCCGCCGCCCCCCACCCUGAACAUGGACUCCGACUCUUGCGCCGCCGCCUUCCACCCGGAGGAGUGCUCCCCCAGCUACAAGAGGCGCAGGACUGUGGAGGAUUUCAACAAAUUCUGCACCUUCGUCUUGGCCUAUGCCGGCUACAUUCCUUAUCCGAAGGAGGAGCUCCCUUUGAGGAGCAGCCCCAGCCCCGCCAACAGCACCGCCGGGACCAUCGACAGCGACGGCUGGGACGCGGGUUUCACCGACAUGGCGUCCGCGGUGCCCUUGCCGGUCUCUGACCGCUGCUUUGGCCACCUGCAGCCCGGCCUCCUGCCGCGAGCCAAGCCCAGUAACUUCUUGCUGGACAGAAAGAAAACGGACAAGCUGAAGAAGAAGAAGAAGAGGAAGCGGAGGGACAGUGACGUGCCCGGGAAGGAGGGCUACGUGGGGAGCCUGCUGAAGCUGGAGGCCGCGGACCCGUACGUGGGGACCCCCGCGAGCCCCGCCCUGCAAGGCAUCCCCCAGGCUCCCGGCGACGCCUGCUCGGGCUGGGACUCCGACACUCCUUCCAGCGGGUCUUGUGUCACGGUGUCCCCCGAUCAGGUCAAAGAAAUAAAGACUGAAGGCAAACGGACUAUCGUCCGGCAGGGGAAGCAGGUGGUGUUCCGGGACGAGGACAGCACCGGCAACGACGAGGACAUCAUGGUGGACUCGGACGAUGACUCCUGGGACCUUGUCACCUGCUUCUGCAUGAAGCCAUUUGCCGGCCGCCCUAUGAUCGAGUGUAACGAGUGCCACACCUGGAUUCACCUGUCCUGUGCAAAAAUCCGGAAAUCCAACGUUCCGGAAGUGUUUGUCUGCCAAAAGUGCCGGGACUCCAAGUUCGACAUCCGCCGCUCCAACCGUUCUCGGAUGGGCUCGCGGAAACUGUUUCUGGACUGACUGUCGGUGAGCGAGGAGGCCGCGUGGGCGAGGAGUCGGAAGGGACGCUGGGCUCUUUGGGCCCUCUCUUAGUCGAGCACAGAACUCUCAGCUCUGCGGGCAGACCCCUGCCAUUCAGGUGCCUAAGCAAACGGACAGGCUGUCCAAGGUCUAACCUGUACAUAGUCAGUGACUGAAUAAAAUCCUCGUUGGCCGGAGCCGCUGCUGGAGCCGUGUUCUCUGCAGUGGAGGCGGACUCGGCGCUCUGGUACAGUGGGUUCGGUUCAGCUGAAAAUGAGGGGACGUGGUGGUGGUGAACCCUUGCUGUCGUUGUUAACAAGCCCCCGCCGUUGGGAACGGGCUUGGGCUGUUACCCGCUUCCUGCUGUCUAGGGAGAGGAGACGUUCAAGUUUCCCGGGCCUGUUAGUGAACAGCCAUACGUGUAAGCUUUCUCUCGAGUGUAAGUCUUCGACCAUAAGUGUCUGUACAGCAACCAUUCGGCUGCCCCAACCUUCAUGGUCUGCCCUCUCUCCCUCCAGCUGUGGAUGCUGCCAUCCUCCCCCCACCCCCCUCCCCCACCCCCCUGCUGGCUGCCAGCUAGGGUCCUCUGGUCCCGCUCUGGGAGGAGCCCUGGGGCGGGGACCAGCGAGUGAUCCCUGGGUUUCCUUCUGUUUGUUAAAAAGGGGCAGUGUGUGGCCACUUCUUGGUGGAAAAGGGGUUGGUUGGGGGGGUGGGUUGAGGUGGCCCGUGUUCAUAACUCAGUUUCCUGUUUUGCACGAUGUAAAAAAAAAAAAAAAAACCUGUCUUUUUGCACGAUAUAGCCAAAAGUAUUGGCAGAUUUCUGCCCGGGUGCCCUUUCCGGUUGGUGUGUGAGGUCCUGGGGGUGCCCGGCAAGCUGCUCUCCAGCGCAGGGCACUUGGAUCCUGCCCUCCUCGCCCCCUCUCUACUCCUGUAGCAGCAGAAAAGGCAGGCGGUCACUGGGGAACGGCGUCCUCUACGGAGUGAGGAAAGGAAGGAGCAACCUGAGGGGAGGCAUGUCCUGUGGCCGACUCUCCCCAUGCCCUUCGCACAGGCUGGCCUGCUGGUUUUAUGGGGCAAGGUUAGGAUUUGAAGUUGUGUUUUUGUUUUUGUUUUUGGGGUGAAUUGGUGAGUGAGUGGCUAUGGUAACAUUGGCCUCCAGGAACAUGACAUUGGACGGUGCAAACUCCCUUAGGGCUGAACCAGGACCCUGGACCCGGGAGCCUCCUGGGCAGGCAGCUCUGGGAGUUUGCGCCCGUGGCUCCCACAGGGGACGCUGGCGGCUCCGGGGCCUGAAGGGAGAGGAAGGCUUCCGCUUUCUCCAAAGUUGACAGUACCCUUGAGCAGUUCGAGUACUCUUUUCUCUAAAACGUGGUUUUUUUUUUUUUGUUUUUUUUUUUUGGUAAGUGGAUGGGUGUGUUUUCAUACGCAUUGUUUCUUGUGAAGCGUGGAAAAGGAAGGAUGCCCAACUCGGUGGGUCAAUACUUCCUUACAUUUACAGUUGGGGUGGACCCCCCAGUCUCUCUGCGUGGGUGGGGGGGGGUCUCCGCGUGGCACACUUGUGUGGGGCCACCAGGGGGAUUCUAUUUGUAUUCUCUCCCUUAGGCCCAGUGGGGGGAGGUUGAACUCUAAUUGGCUAAUGGGAGCCCGUUUUCUGUGCAAGUAUCUUUCAUGCUUCACCAGCCAACUACCUUUUGUUUUGUUUUGUAUUCUGUUGCGCAUAUUAACACAGAGAUAGAAAUAGUUUCUGAAACCUAGUUUAUUGUGAAGAUCCCCAAGGGGGACGUUCUGUUGUAGAGAAACAUAGUGAGGAAAGCGGGCUUAGAACCAACCUUCUCCCCGGACAACUGUCUGGCUCUGAUGAGGGCAAACGUCCAGGAAAAGUUGGAGAGGAAUUUGCCAAAGAUCUGCCUCCUGACAUCGCCUGUCCAGUGUCUUCACCAUGAGAAUAGCCAAAGUUCCAAAGUGUUUUUUUUUUCUUUUUUAAGAAAAACUCCACAAAGUUUUAAAAGUGCAUGUAAGAAUAUGUAUGAUUUUACAGUGGACCCACCAGCCCGGGCGACUGCUGUUACCACUUUUAGAGGGGUCAGUGCCUGGUGACGCCUCUGGAAGGUACUUGGUACUCAUUUUGAUUUGUUUCCUUCAUUUCCUUUUUGUUCUUUGAAUAGAUCCAUCAGUCCCUGUGGGUGGUGUCUAGGAAGUCAAGACACCUUGGUUUUUGUGUUAGCUUGAGCUGGGCAGCUGCAAUCAGCUUUAUGCAAAUUCGGCAUGGCCCAUCUAGGGGCUCCGGGUUGGUGGCUGAUAAAGGGAGGGGAGGGAGAUGUCACCCCAGAAGUAAGCCCCUCGCAUAGGCAUUGGCCAGGCCAGACACUUAACAUCGUUUACAUGGUUCUGUGUAAUUAUAAAGUUUAUGUGUAUAAAGCGAAGCUGUUUCUGUGAAACUGUAUAUUUUGUAAAUAAAUAUAUUGCUACUUUGA